Molecule: messenger RNA, 837 nt
Organism: Phyllostomus hastatus (greater spear-nosed bat)
Lineage: Eukaryota; Metazoa; Chordata; Mammalia; Chiroptera; Phyllostomidae
Product: pyridoxal kinase-like
Exons: 8
Biological process (GO): pyridoxal 5'-phosphate salvage
Cellular component (GO): cytosol
Molecular function (GO): pyridoxal kinase activity
Source: RefSeq, a predicted model, not a curated record
AUGGGGCUCUUGUGUGACCCGGUGAUGGGGGACAAGUGGGAUGGCGAAGGCUCUAUGUACGUUCCGGAGGACCUCCUACUGGUGUACAAAGAGAAGGUCGUGCCCGUUGCAGACAUCAUAACCCCUAACCAGUUUGAAGCUGAGUUACUGAGCGGCAGGAAGAUCCACAGCCAGGACGAAGCCUUAGCGGUAAGGGAGACCUUCCAGGUGCUGGUGUGAUGGGACGUGCUGCACUCCAUGGGCCCCGACACAGUGGUCAUCACCAGCUCCGACCUGCCCUCCCCGCGGGGCAGCGACUACCUGAUCGUCCUGGGGAGCCAGAGGACCCGGCACCCCGACGGCUCCGUGGUGACCGAGCGCAUCCGCAUGGACAUUCGGAAGGUAGACGCCGUCUUCGUGGGCACCGGGGACCUCUUUGCUGCCAUGCUCCUGGCAUGGACACACAAGCACCCCAACAACCUCAAGGUGGCCUGUGAGAAGACGGUGUCGGCCAUGCACCACGUGCUGCAGCGGACCAUCAAGUGUGCGCAAGCCCAGGCCGGGGACAGACAGAAGCCCAGCCCGGCCCAGCUGGAGCUGAGGAUGGUCCAGAGCAAAAGGGACAUCGAGAACCCGGAGAUCGUCGUCCAGGCCACGGUGCUGUGAGGACCGCGUGCGUGCGCCCGCCUCCCGGCGUGCAGCGUGUCGGCGUGUCCCACUUUGUCCCGUGAGAGAUGUGACGUCUGCCUUAGAGCCGUGACCGAGACUUGACGUGUCUUUUCUUUCGUGCGUGUCCAGCAUCCGCUGGUGUUCAUCGUGAAAUCGUGCCAGUCGUGCUUUUUAAAAAUAACAAAGUGA